Messenger RNA from Harpegnathos saltator (Jerdon's jumping ant), 2222 nucleotides. It is a transcript of the gene singed, whose product is annotated as fascin domain-containing protein singed. Gene Ontology annotation, cellular component: actin cytoskeleton; cytoplasm. Gene Ontology annotation, molecular function: protein-macromolecule adaptor activity; actin filament binding. The transcript has 7 exons. Bases 570 to 2147 code for a protein of 525 amino acids. The record is from RefSeq and is a predicted model, not a curated record. Gene Ontology annotation, biological process: cell migration; establishment or maintenance of cell polarity; actin filament bundle assembly. Lineage: Eukaryota; Metazoa; Arthropoda; Insecta; Hymenoptera; Formicidae.
GCAGCCUGUACUGAGUACUCUCGCCGGUGCCGGUGCUGCGCGGCGAACUUUAGUAGCGUGACGAGCGUCGAUCCGUUUGUUUCGUGUAUUCGCGCUCCUCUUUCCGCUUGCUCUGCUAUUGCGGCUUCCCUGUUCUUCGUUUCUUCAUCUCUCGUCGUCUCUUCUUGUUUCUCGCGUGUUUCGCGCUAUAUACAACGAGACGCAGGACGCAGCCUGCCUAUUCGUGAAUCGAAUCGAGUCGGGUUUAUCAGUCUCCAGCUCCAGUCAAAUUUCCAGUCCGGUCGAAUCGCGUCGAAACGAGACGGGACGAGACGGGACGGGACGAGACGAGACGAGACGAGACGAGACGAACGCGCGCGCGCGCGCGCGUGUGUGCUAUCGAUACACUCGGUGAACGAGCGCAGGAGCCAACGAUCGAGGGAGGCAGGACUCAACGGCGAAGGAGCGAGUAAGGGAAAAAGAAAGACGUGUAACACAGAGACGUACGUUAGGAGGCGCCCGAAAUACAUUUCGGUAACUCAGGUGAGGAUAACCGAACUUUUGUACCAGGUACUUCAUCACUUACUACGAUGCAGAGCAACGGUUCGGAGAGUGUAGGAUCUGAGAACGGAGUCGACAAAUCGGGAUGGACAGUUGGAUUAAUCAACGGAAAGUUGAAGUAUUUAACGGCAGAGACGUUUGGUUUUAAAAUCAACGCCAACGGAUCGAGCUUGAAAAAGAAGCAACUGUGGACUCUGGAAGGCAGUGAGCAUCAAGUUUUUCUUCGCUCUCACUUGGAUCGGUACCUAGCGGUCGACCAAUUUGGCAAUGUAACGUGCGAGAGUGAGGACUCGACGGAUCCGGGAUGCGCUUUUCAGAUACAACUCGCUUCCGAUGGAAGCGGACGAUGGGCGCUGAAGAACAUUCAGAGAGGUUACUUCUUAGGCUCGAGUCAAGAUGAAUUGAAGUGCACCGCUAAGGCUCCGGGUGAGGCGGAAUACUGGCUCGUACAUCUCGCCGCUAGACCGCAGGUGAACCUUCGGUCCGCCGGGAGGAAACGUUUCGCACACUUGAGCGCUACCCAGGACGAGAUCCACGUGGAUGCACCGGUACCCUGGGGUGAGGACACCCUGUUUACUUUGGAAUUUCGUCCAGCGACCAUGGCUGACGACGACAGCCACGGGGGGGAUCGUGCCAAGUCCGAAGGCGGCCAUUACGCUCUGCAUACUUGCAAUAAUAAAUACCUCGCCCGUGACGGCAAGCUUCUCGACGCUUGUACGCGAGACUGCCUGUACGCCGCAGAGUUCCAUGCCGGUCUUCUCGCUCUUCGAGAUAUACACGGCGCAUACUUGGCACCGAUUGGAAGUAAAGCUGUCCUGAAAUCGCGAUCAACAACUGUUACACGUGACGAACUCUUUUCCUUGGAAGAAUCUCUGCCACAGGCAUCGUUCGUCGCGGCACUGAACCAGCGAUACGUUUCCGUAAAGCAAGGCGUCGACGUAACUGCCAAUCAAGACGAAAUUUCUGGCCACGAGACAUUCCAAUUGGAAUUCGACCGGGUGACAAAACGGUGGUACAUGCGAACGAUGCAAGAUCGCUACUGGAGCUUGGAAGCAGGUGGCGGCAUUCAGGCUUCCGAUCACAAGCGCUCGUCGAACGCGCUAUUUGAUCUGACGUGGCAGUCGGACGACGGGACGGUUGCAUUGCGUGCCAACAAUGGCAAGUUCCUAGCUACCAAGCGAUCCGGCCAUCUCUACGCGAACGCUGAUUCGCUGAACGGCACCGACUCCGAUGCCGCCAAAUAUUAUUUCUAUCUGAUGAACAGACCCGUACUGGUGCUCCGAUGCGAGCAAGGCUUCGUCGGACCCAAAAGCGCGGCCAGUCCUAAACUUGAAUGCAACAAGGCUGUCUACGAGACGAUACGCGUCGAACGCUGUGAACGCGGUGUAAUCAGAUUCAAAGGACAAAAUGGCAAGUAUUGGCACGCAGAUAGCGAGGGAGUGACGGUGGAUGCUGAUAUGCCAUCUGAUGGCUUUUAUCUCGAGCUGCGCGAGCCAUCUCGGAUCUGUAUCAAAUGCGUGGACGGCCGAUAUCUUACCGCGGGUAAAAACGGCGCGCUGCGUCUAGGAGAAACAGACUACGAGUCCGCCACCAAGUGGGAAUUUUAACACGGAUAACGUGCAACAAAUCUCAAGAUUCCACUUAUAUUCCACUGCCUCCUCAGCUUUGGUCGUAAUGUAGUA